AUGGACGCCUCCCUGGCCAUCAAACCUGUGUUUGAACGUUUUCAGUCUGUGAUCAUCACGUCAGGGACGCUGUCCCCUUUGGAGAUCUACCCCAAAAUACUGGACUUCCACCCGGUCACCAUGGCCACCUUCACCAUGACCCUGGCCAGGGUCUGUCUCUGCCCCAUGAUUGUCGGCCGAGGCAACGACCAGGUGGCCAUCAGCUCCAAGUUCGAGACCCGAGAGGAUAUAGCUGUCAUCCGCAAUUAUGGGAACUUGCUCCUGGAGAUGUCCGCCGUGGUGCCCGAUGGCAUCGUCGCCUUCUUCACCAGCUACCAAUACAUGGAGAGCACUGUGGCUGCCUGGUAUGAACAGGGCAUCCUGGAGAACAUUCAGAGGAACAAGCUUCUGUUCAUCGAGACGCAGGAUGGAGCGGAGACCAGUGUGGCCCUGGAGAAGUACCAGGAGGCCUGCGAGAAUGGCCGUGGGGCCAUCCUCCUGUCCGUGGCCAGGGGCAAGGUGUCUGAGGGCAUCGACUUUGUCCACCACUAUGGCCGGGCCGUCAUCAUGUUUGGUGUCCCCUAUGUCUACACCCAAAGCCGCAUCCUCAAGGCUCGCCUGGAGUUCCUUCGGGACCAGUUCCAGAUCCGAGAGAACGAUUUCCUAACCUUUGACGCCAUGCGGCAUGCGGCACAGUGUGUGGGCCGAGCCAUCCGGGGCAAGACUGACUACGGGCUCAUGGUCUUUGCUGAUAAGCGCUUCGCCCGGGCUGACAAACGAGGGAAACUCCCCCGCUGGAUCCAGGAGCACCUCACCGAUGCCAACCUCAACCUGACUGUGGACGAGGGGGUCCAGGUGGCCAAGUACUUCCUGAGGCAGAUGGCCCAGCCCUUCCACAGAGAGGACCAGCUGGGCCUGUCUCUGCUGAGCCUGGAGCAGCUGCAGUCCGAAGAGACCCUCCGCCGCAUCGAGCAGAUCGCCCAGCAGCUGUGACUUGUGGGGUGACAGUUGGGCCUGGGAGAGGCAGCCUGGUGGGUAAUAAAGGCUGCCGAGCUGGGCGGCCCUGCCUCCGGGCCUCGGUUACUUCACCUGUGGAUUGGAGAUCCUCAGAGGGAUCUACAUCAUGACCUCACGAGAAGGAACGUGACCUCAUGGUGGAGCAGGAACAUGGAGCAGGCCAGGGAAGCGGCCAUUUUGCUGCAGAUAUGCCCACAGUCCCUGCGAUAGGCCCAAUGGGCUGCUGUAUACAUUUUAUUCAAUAAAAGCCGCCUUGGCACCAAGAAUCAGAAAUAAAACUCUCCCCUAAAAGAGUGCUUCUAAGAGGGCCGGCCCAGCCCCAUCAGACAUCGGAGGAAACUGAGACCCAGAAUGGAAGGGAUUGUUCUCAAGCCCUCACACAGGCCAGAGCUCUGGAAGCUCCCACCCUGACUACAUGGGGAAACGGGGAGAGCCAUUCACGGUGGGGUUUGAACCCAGGCCUUCCGAGUCCAAGCCAAGAGGCUGCCCCGCACCCAGAACAUGGCCGAGCGCCUUAUUGCUCGCCCUCCCUGUCCUCUCUUGCUCUUGUUCUCUCGGUGAGUUCCAGAGUCUGUUCUGGAUCAGUCUGGGGGUUCUAG
This is a messenger RNA of Gracilinanus agilis (Agile Gracile Mouse Opossum), 1595 nucleotides long. RefSeq names its product general transcription and DNA repair factor IIH helicase subunit XPD. The record is from RefSeq and is a predicted model, not a curated record. Gene Ontology annotation, biological process: nucleotide-excision repair; positive regulation of mitotic recombination; transcription by RNA polymerase II. The transcript is spliced from 10 exons. Gene Ontology annotation, cellular component: nucleus. Gene Ontology annotation, molecular function: DNA helicase activity; ATP binding; hydrolase activity, acting on acid anhydrides, in phosphorus-containing anhydrides. Lineage: Eukaryota; Metazoa; Chordata; Mammalia; Didelphimorphia; Didelphidae. The coding region runs from base 1 to 972 and encodes 323 amino acids.